Messenger RNA from Melanotaenia boesemani (Boeseman's rainbowfish), 2508 nucleotides. RefSeq names its product E3 SUMO-protein ligase ZBED1-like. Lineage: Eukaryota; Metazoa; Chordata; Actinopteri; Atheriniformes; Melanotaeniidae. The transcript is spliced from 3 exons. Gene Ontology annotation, molecular function: DNA binding; protein dimerization activity. Bases 3 to 1871 code for a protein of 622 amino acids. The record is from RefSeq and is a predicted model, not a curated record.
UAAUGGCAGGAGAAGGCAAAACAACACUACUGAAAGCACCCUCAAGUUUGAAGGCAGAUGUGUGGCUUUAUUUUGGAUUUAAACCCAGUGAAAGCAACAUAGAGGAGCUGGACAAAACCAAAGCGGUCUGCAAACUCUGCGACAUCGAGGUAAAAUAUUGUGGAAAUACCACCAACCUCAGAAACCAUUUAACGAGGCAUCACCCUACGACGCAGCCGAACGCAAGCGACCAAAAGCAAACCAAGCUAGAAAACGCGUUUGUGUGCAAGUUGUCUUCAAGCUCGUCGCGGGCCCAGAAAAUAACUGAAGCGAUCGCAGUGUUUAUAUGUAAAGACUUAAGACCAUUUAGCGUGGUUGAAAAUGACGGCUUCCAAAGCCUCGUUAAAUUACUUGAGCCACGCUACGUGUUGCCAACACGCAAACAUUUAAGCGAGGUGGCCAUAUCUAAGCUCUAUGAAGAGGUGAAAAAUGGCGUUGCAACUUCGCUGAAGUUGGCGACAAGAGUUGCCCUAACUUGUGACAGCUGGACAUCGAGAGCCACAGAUUCAUAUCUGACAAUAACAUGCCACUAUAUAGAUAUGGAGUGGCUACUGUUGUCUCAUGUUUUACAAACCAGGAAGAUUCAAACGAGUCACACGGCAAAAAAUCUGUCAGACCUUCUGUCUGAUGCUUUACAGGAGUGGGAACUAACGGACAAAGACCCUGUCAUCGUGACAGACAACGCUGCAAACAUAGUCCGAGCUGUGGAGUUAACGUCUCUGUUGCACGUCGGGUGUUUUGCUCACACCCUAAACCUGGCUUCACAAGCAGCUCUCAAGAUCCCAGCUGUUGCACGCCUGCUCGGGAGAGUAAGGUACAUCGUGUCAUUCUUUCAUCGUAGUGCUAUGGCUAACCUCAAACUAAAAGAAAAGCAACGGAUGCUAAAUCUGCCUGCACAUAAGCUGGUUAUUGAUGUGGUGACUCGGUGGAAUAGCGCAAUGGAUAUGUUGGAGCGCUUCCUGGAGCAACAGCCAGCCAUCUCAGCAGCUCUUCUAUCACCUGAAGUUCGCAGGAAAGAGAGUGAUCUUUGCACAUUGACUGAGGCAGACAUAACAACGGCAGAAGAUGUGAUGAAGGCUCUUCAGCCCCUGAAAGCAGCCACACUGGUUAUGUCUGAGGAGAAGACCCCCACUCUGUCAGUUGUGGCACCCCUGCAUGCACAGCUGCUGCUGGAGAUGAGUGGUGCAGCCCAUGACACAGCUGUCAUCAAAGACCUUAAGGCUGCUGUAUACAACAACUUGAACUCAAGGUAUUUGACCCUGAAGGACAAGCUGUAUGUGGCAUCAGCCUUAGAUCCUCGCUUCAAGACUCUGCCCUUCUUGUCCAGAGAGGCCCGUGAUAACACCUUUUCUCGCCUGGUGACUGAAGCUGCAGGUCCUGAGCAAGUGGACACAUCUAACCAAGCUGGUGGUGGUGCAAAGGAGAAAUGCAUCCCUCCUGGUCCUGUUAAGGAUGCCACCCCUCCUUCACCAAAGAGAUUAAGGGAAUCAGCCUUGGUGACUCUCCUUGGAUCUGCCUAUGCAUCUAAACCUGCAACAUCACAGAAGACUCCAGCUGAAGAGGCACAGGAAGAAGUGAACAGAUAUAGGGAGGUAAAACCGAUCCUGCUCUCUGACAACCCACUGACCUGGUGGAAAGCACAUGCAGGGGAGUAUCCCCUUUUGGCUUGUCUAGCAAGGAGGUAUCUCUGUGUACCUGGGACUAGUGUCUCCUCAGAGCGUGUUUUUUCAACAGCUGGGGACAUUGUAACAGCACAAAGGAGCUGCCUCACUCCACAACAUGUAGACCAGUUACUUUUCUUGCAGAAAAAUCUUGCAGUUGUGAACAAAUAAGAAUGCAAUCAUAAAGGUCUUCAGUUUCAUAACCUAUACAGUUUAAGUUAGCUAUAGUUGUUAUAUAAUACCAUCUCAGAGACUGAAAAAAACUUAUGUUCUUUGUUUUGCACAAUUUUAAAUCAAGUUUGGAGCCUUUACAAUUCUGAUCUGUUUGGGUCCAUUCUCAAGUUAUUUGAGACAGAUAUGACUGUCGGUCUUUGUAAAUUUACUAGACAGCAGAAAAACUGUGUAAAAUGAAAAGGUUGUGCAUGUUCUUCCUACGGCAUAAGUGAUGUUCACUUGUUGUUUUUAGACACUAUGUUCACUAGCUGUCUAGACAUGAUUCAGUUUAAGUUCUCACUUUAUUUUUCACACAUCUUUUUGCUGUUCUUUUAAAAAGAACCUGUCCAGGAAUAAGGAUGUUUUUUUCAGAAAUGCUAAUAUGUUUACAAUAAGUAACAUGCACAGCCAAUGCACAUGUAAUACAAUUGCAGUUAAGGUGUACAGUUUGCUCACCUAAUUUAAUUUGGUCAUUGUUGUUGACUAAAAAGUUUGUGUAAGGGUAAACCCAAUUUGUGGCUAUACCCAGUCCUGUUACAGUAACACUCUGUUGUGUUAAACAUUUAAUGUAUUCUUUUCACAAAUAAAUGGUAGU